Monopterus albus (swamp eel) is the source of this 4934-nucleotide messenger RNA. RefSeq names its product NACHT, LRR and PYD domains-containing protein 3-like. NCBI's taxonomy places the organism in Eukaryota, Metazoa, Chordata, Actinopteri, Synbranchiformes, Synbranchidae. The transcript is spliced from 13 exons. The record is from RefSeq and is a predicted model, not a curated record. Gene Ontology annotation, molecular function: protein binding. Bases 1187 to 4561 code for a protein of 1124 amino acids.
AUCCCAGAAUGCACUGCGAGCCAGCUGUGGUCUGUUGCUCGUGUCCGCCCUGGGCCUGUUAUUUUGCCACUUUAUUAAGUUUCGAUAUUUUCAGACUAUAACGGUUUAGAGAGAUAAUACGUGGUCAGUCUAAACAAGAUUACCGUAUUCGGGAAGGUUGGUGUUAUAACUUGUCAAGUACCGCGUCCGAACUAUUCUCGAGCUCAAUUCAAAGGUGACGUCGGUUCAGUGGGCGUGGCUGUGACUUGCUGGGAAACGUGGGCGUUUCCGCUGGACUUGACUUAACGGGGAUCGAAAGUGUUGACUUUAUGUGCUGAAAGACAAAUGUUGGCAGCGGGUUAAUGAGACUAAGUCAAGUAUGGAAACACAGGAUCUGUGAUAUAAAAUAGUUUUGUUGUGUCAGCACCGCGUUUUAUUGAUCUUCUGUGUGGUCUUCAUCCGGGUUCUGAAGUCGGGACAGCUGGGUGGAGAAGUGCGGAUGGCAGAGGGGUUUAUGACUGGCCCGGAUGACCAAAGCCGUGAGGACAACCACGAUGUUCGUCCGACGUGUACGUAAUAUAAACAGUGAAGUGGUUUCUCUGCUGUGAUGCUGCUAAAGAUGUUGGGUGGUCAUAUCACCAAUGGUCUUAUCAAUCAUCAAUCAUCAAUCACCUACUAAAUCACUGUGUUUUGAUUGUCAACAGGCAGCUCAGUCUCCAGAAGCCUCCAGUUCAUCUGAUGUUGAGGUUUAAUUAGCUACUAACAUCAAUUUGAUCCAUUUAAUGUCAGACUGAUAAAGUCUUAACACAGUCCCUGUGUGUAAAGGGUUGAAGUGCACGUUAAAAUGAAGUAAACCUUUUGUUUGUAAGAGAGGCCGGUACCAUUUGGAUAGAAAUAUGUAUUGAACGUGUGUUUACUUUUUUCACUGACAGAUGAAAAUAAAUAGACUGUACCAGUCAAAGCUUAGUGGCACGGGGCAAGAUGAGGAAGAAAGAAAGAAGAUGAUGAGGAUGAGCGAGGAAGACGAGACUAUUUCCCCAGCGUUGGAAAAAACCCGAGAUGAGGCCGGGGUACACAGGAAAUGCUUGGAUAAUUCAUAGAGGUUUGGUUGUGAAGGAGAGCUGGUGAGGAGACCAGGUUUACAACUGGCCAGACCGGGCUGCCAGUUGCAACACGCUGUGCUGUAACUCGGAGGGAAGCUGGAAACAUGAGCGCCCAGGACAGAAGUGUGGUCAGCGCACCGCAGUUAACCGGUAACACUGCGAACAGGGAUAUAAACCUCAUUUUAAACUACACACAUGGUCCACUUCCUGCCAGCACAGAUCAGACUGACGUGGUUUCUUCCCAAACCAAAGAAACCAUCGAAAAGCACCAAGAUGAACUGAAAUCUUACCUCCAAAAUAAAACAAAGGAUUUGUUUCAAGGGAUAAAGGAGCAUGAAUCUUCGACUCCUUUGAGCAAGAGCUAUACGGAGCUUUACAUCACACUUGGAGGCAGUGAGGAGGUUAACCCCGAACACAAAGUGGCUGAGUUAGAAGGUAAAAGGUCCACGAGUGAGGAAAAGAAAAUUGACCUCAAUGACAUUUUUAAGCCUCUACCAAACGAGGAGACCCCUCCCCAGAAAGUCCUGACGAAGGGAAUCGCUGGCAUUGGAAAAUCUGUCGCUGUGCAGAAAUUCACUCAUGACUGGGCAGCAGGAGCAGCCAACCACACGGUUCAGUUCAUAUUUCCCUUCACUUUCAGAGACUUGAAUCUGAUAACCAAACCACGUUUGAGUCUUGUGGAGUUAAUAUCUGACUACUUUGAAGAAAUGAAGGAUUUGGAAACAGACUACAAAAAUUCAAGUGUUCUGUUCAUCUUCGACGGCCUGGACGAGAGCAACCUCCCUCUGGACUUUGAGAAAAAUGAGACGUGCCGCAGUCCUACAAAGCCUACAACAGUAGACGCCCUGCUAACCAACUUGAUCAAAGGGGAGCUGCUGCACAAAGCCUCAGUCUGGAUCACAACUAGACCGGCCGCAGCCAGUAAGAUUCCACCCAGGUUCAUCCACAGACUGACCGAGGUACGAGGCUUUAAUGAUCAGCAGAAGGAGCAGUACUUUCAAAAGAACAUCAGGGUCGAGGGCAUGUCCCAGAAGGUCAUAAGUCAUCUACAGCGUAGAGAGCUGGGAAGUCUGUACAUCAUGUGCCACAUCCCGGUGUUCUGUUGUAUUUCAGCUGCAGUUCUGCAGAAUCUCCUCACUGACACUCAGGACAACGAGCUGCCCAAGACGGUGACCGAAAUGUACACACACUUUCUGAUCAUCCAGACAAAACGGAAGCAUGAGAAGCAUUAUCAGAAAGGUGAAACAGACAAAGACGUCAUCAUGAAAAUGGGAAAGCUGGCGUUUGAGCAGCUGAAGGAGGGAAACAUCAUUUUCUCUGAAAAAGAUCUACAAGCUUGUAACACGGAUCCUAAAGAGGCGUCCGUUUAUUCAGGACUUUGUACACAGAUCAUAAGAAAAGAACAUGGCCUGUACAGACAGGACAGAUACUCCUUUAUACAUUUAAGUGUUCAGGAGUUCCUUGCCGCUCUCUAUGUAUUAGAGACAUUAAACAGCAGUGGUGAAAAUCUGCUUCCGAGGAGUGGUGAUAAUCUGCCUCAGACGAGGGUGAAACGUCGAUCAGAGAGAAGAGAAAAUCCUGUCGCCCUCCUCCACAAGCGUGCAGUGGACAUGGCCUUGGACACCAAGCACGGACGAUGGGACUUGUUUCUGCGCUUCCUGCUUGGUCUGUCACAGGGCAAGAAUCAGGCACUUCUUGAGAAAAUAUUUGAAAACAAACGAGACCGUCUGCAGAGCAACCAGGAGACAAUCAAGUACAUUCACAAUCGGAUCAGGAAACCUUCCUACUCUGAGACAAGUAUCAAUCUGUUCCACUGUUUAAAUGAGCUGGGUGACCAGUCGCUGGUAGAGCAAGUCCAAAUGUACCUGAGCUCUGGAGAUGUCAACAAAAUUUUACCUGCACAUUGUUCGGCUCUGGCCUUCCUGCUGCUUGUUUCUGAGGAAAAUCUGGAUGUUUUUGACCUGAAGAAAUUCUGCCGAUCAGAUGAAGCUCUGCAAAGGCUGGUGCCAGUGUUCAAAGCAGCAAAGACAGCUUUGUUAAGUGACGGUGACCUCACUGACAAAUGCUGCGAGUGUAUUUCAUCAGUUCUCGAGGUGGAGCCUUCCUGUCUAGAGGAAUUAGACCUGAGCAGAAAUGAACUGCAGGACUCUGGAAUAGAGAAGCUCUCUGUCGGCCUGAAGAGUCCAAGCUGCAAAAUCCAGAGACUCAGACUCAGUGGCUGCAACCUGUCAGAGAGAAGCUGUGAAACUUUGGUCCCAAUUCUUGGCUCCGAGUCGUCCAGUCUGAGAGACCUGGACCUGAGUAACAACGACCUGCAGGACUCGGGAAUGAAGCUGCUGUCUGCUGGACUGGAGAGUCCGCGAUGUGGACUGGAAACUCUGAGGCUGUCGGGCUGUAUGGUCACAGAGGAAGGCUGUGCUUCUCUGGCCUCGGCUCUGAGCUCCACCCACUCCCAUCUGAGAAGGUUGGACCUGAGCUACAAUCGUCCAGGAGACUCAGGAGUGGAGCGUCUGUCUGCUGGACUGAAGGCUCCACGCUGUAAACUGAACACUCUCAGACUCAGUGGCUGUAACCUGUCAGAGAGAAGCUGUGAAGCUCUGGCCUCAGUUCUCAGCUCCCUGUCCUGCAGUCUGACAGACCUGGACCUGAGUAACAACGACCUGCAGGACUCGGGAAUGAAGCUGCUGUCUGCUGGACUGAAGAGUCCGCGAUGUAGACUGGAAACUCUCAGGCUGUCAGGCUGUCUGGUCACAGAGGAAGGCUGUGCUGCUCUGGUCUCAGCUCUGAGAUCCAACCCCUCCCAUCUCAAAGAGCUGGACCUGAGCUACAAUCAUCCAGGAGCCUUGGUAGAGAAGCAGUUGUUGGCUGGACUGAAGGACAUUGUCAGGCUGGAACAUGGUGGAGAGCAGAGGCUGAAACGUGGUCUGAGGAAGUGGGUCAGUGAACUCACACUGGACCCAGACACAGCACAUGGGCUCCUCACACUGUCUGACAACAACAGGAGGGUGACAUCCAACAGAAACAAGUGCAAGCAGGCGGAUCCCGAUCAUCCAGAUAGGUUUGACCACUGGCACCAGGUGCUGUGUAGAGAUGCCCUGACUGGUUGCUGCUACUGGGAGGUGGAGUGGGAAGGAAAGGUUCAUAUUUCAGUGGCGUACAGGGGGAUCAGAAGGAAGGGGCGCAGUUUAGACAGCAGGCUCGGAUGUACUGAUCAGUCCUGGAGUCUGUCCUGCUCUGAUGACGGUUACUCUGUGAGUCACAAUAACAAAACAACAGCCCUCCAUCCUUCCCCUGCCUCUCACAGAGUAGCAGUGUAUGUGGACUGUCUUGAUGGCCAUCUGUCCUUCUACUGCGUCUCCCCUGAUGAACGGAUCCACCUCCACACCUUCAACACCACAUUCACUGAGCCUCUCUACCCUGGGUUCUGGGGUGGAUCUGGUUUUUCACUGUCUCUGUGCUCACCGGAGGAGGAAGUGUGAAUGCUGAUGAUAAUUAGUGUGGAGUACUGCUGCGAGGUUUACAGUGCCUGGUUCUUCCCACAGCUAAUAAGGCACGAGGUUCUUCACCACAUUUCUGUAACACAGGGUAAAAUUUUACAGAAGCGUAGUGGUGAUGUUUUAUCUUGGGGCGACUGUGGCUCAUGUGGUAGAGCGGUCAUCUCCCAACCACAAGGUUGAAACCUUGAAUCUCAGUGCCUGUAGUUGAAGUGUCCUUGGGCAAGAGACCGAACCCCAAGUUGUCCCUGAUUACAGAGCAGCACCCUACGGGGACAGUGCUGCCAUUGGUGUGAGUUGGCGCCACAGAUGGCUGCCUCGCAUCUGUACCAGAGGCAAAUUCCUUGUGUGUGUAACA